Molecule: messenger RNA, 1464 nt
Organism: Thermothelomyces thermophilus ATCC 42464
Lineage: Eukaryota; Fungi; Ascomycota; Sordariomycetes; Sordariales; Chaetomiaceae
Exons: 1
Coding region: 1-1464 (487 amino acids)
Molecular function (GO): protein binding
Source: RefSeq, a predicted model, not a curated record
AUGGCGCUGCUCCUCGGCGCCAACAUCCCGGCCGAGAUCGUCGAGCUCAUCGUGCAGCAGCUGGACCCCAUCAGCCUCAUCUCGCUCUCGCAGACGUCGAGGUCGUGGCGGGCCUUCAUCAACCCCAACCACCACGACUUAGUGCAGCGGCUGCUGGCCCUCGAGCUGACGCCCGAGCACGGCGGCCUGGUGCCCGUCUUUGACGAGGUCAGCCAGACGCUGUCGCCUCCCUGCGAGAGCGACGAGUGGAGGACGGCCCGGUACGCCUGCUGCGGCUGCAUGAAGCUGCUCACCCACAUGAUGUUCGACAACCCGGCCAUCCUGCGCCGCCCCUACCGCAAGCCGCCCCCGGGCAGCGUCGAGGCCCAGAAGGCGGCCGUCACGGACUGGGAGCGGCUCGAGCCCGCCGCCCGGUGGAGGCGCAUCCAGGAGAGGGCCGCCCGCGAGGAGGAGGAGCGCAAGCGGUGGCGCAAGGUGGUCAACCGGCGCCACGAGCCGCCCCCGAACCCGCCCGACCACCACCCCUUCGCCCUGGUGCCCCGGCCCCGCGAUCCCGAUCCCGAGGCCGAGGCCGAGGCGAUGAGACACCUGGUCGGCACCGGCCGCCACAAGCGCAGGUGCAUCGAGUGUCUGUACCGGAACGGAAACAUGUCAUCCCGCGGCGAGUUCCUGCAUGACCCGGCCGGAGGAACGCCGGUCCCGGUGUUCAAGAGCCGGCACCGAAAGUUUCCCUACUUUCUCGAGAGGUUGUACCCGGGCCUGAUCAGCCCUCCGGAUCGGCUCCCGAGAUACUGGAGAGCCCUCCGCAUCACCUCGGACGCCAUACACUACACCCUGUACACCGUCCGUUGCCCGUCCUGCGGGACUUGGCAGGAGUACGCCGCCCUCCGGCAGUUCCUGUGCCACUACUACAUGGGCCGCUUCGGCGCGACCGACGGUCCCGUCCUCUGCGACCACUGCCACCUCGAGACGCACCGGGACCCGGACCGGCUCGCGAAGGAGCUCUAUUCCAGGGUCCGCGAAUGCCUCCGUGACUACCGCGAAACAAUGGAGCACUAUAUCCGGCUCGGCUGGAGGCUGCUCUGCCGCGACUUUUACUCGCACAGAUCCCUGACCGCCAGUCCCUGGCUCGGGAAGCACCGGCACGUGGCCGACAGGAUCCUCGAGGGCCUGCAGAUCGCCGCCAGCUUUGACCUUUCCAUCUCCCAUUUCGACCGCGCCCUCGACGAUCUCCGUCUCCGGUUCGAGCGCUACCGCGACUGGCUGGACACCGAGCUCGACCCGGCAACCAGAUCCGAGCUCAUGACCGGCUGGUUCCGCCCCUGGGUCGAGGACUACGAACUUAUCGACAGCGCCUACCGCUGGGCAAGUGAGCAGAUCGCGUGGCUGGACAGCCAUCCGAGAGCCGUCCUCGACUACGUGCUGGAGAAGGACCCCCACCGGGUUCAGAGCCGCAAAGAAUGA